This is a messenger RNA of Vitrella brassicaformis, 252 nucleotides long. NCBI's taxonomy places the organism in Eukaryota, Vitrellaceae. The record is from the annotation of a GenBank genome assembly.
UCAGUUUUUUGGCGUCGUUGGCGAGGGCGUGAUCGCCGUGGUGGUAGCUUUUGCCGACAUAGCUGCUGCCGUCACACCGCCGUCUGCACCCUUUUUGAGGGCCUUGUCCACCUGGAGCUCGAGCGGCUCUUCUCCGAUGUCGGCGGCGGAUUGGAGAAGGACUCUGGCGCCGACAGGGGGGUGGCAGAGCGCAUCGGCGGUGUCGGCAAAAGGGCGCCUGCUUGCCGCCACGGGCCCUACGACGCCGCCCAU